AUGAAUUCCACCGCAGAGAUACGGAAUUGUAAAAGCAGCUGUUGGAGAAGCAAGAUGCAGCGAAUUCCCAUCCCACGACUUCGGGAUGAUUACAUUCUCGUCAAGACAAUUGCCGUCGCAAUAAAUCCCACAGAUUGGCAAACCGUAGACGAAAAGUCCAGUCCAAGGACAAAGGGUCCCAUGCUUUUAGGAUGUGAUUUUGCGGGGAUCGUGGUUGAGAUUGGCAAGGGUGUGGAGAAAGAAUGGAGCGGGGGAGAAAGAAUCGCGGGGAUGGCGCAUGGAGGUAAUGACAUUGAGCCUGGAGAUGGAACAUUUGCCACAUACAUUGUAGUCAAAGGCGAUGUUGCAUUCCACAUUCCGGAUACCAUCAAUUUCGAGGAAGCUGCAUCGCUUGGCGUUGAAGUUACUACUGUUGCAUUGGAGUUUUACAAGUAUUUGUCUUUACCUCUCUUGACAUUUCCCCUUUCCAUGCCAAAUUCCGAGAGCAAACUCCCUCUUCUAAUCUAUGGAGGAAGUUCGGCAACUGGAAAAUUAGCUAUUCAAUUUGCGAAGUUGUCCGGGUUGCAAGUAAUCACUACGUCGUCACCGAGGAACUUUGAGCUGUUGAAAAGCUUGGGUGCGGAUCAUGUUUUAGAUUAUCAUGAUCCCAGCUGCGGAGCCGAAAUUCGCUCAUUUACUAAAAACAAACUUCACCACGUCUUUGAUACAAUAGCCACCCAAUCCAGCUCUCAAAUUUGUGCCGAUGCACUGUCUACUUCUGGCGAAAAUAUUUAUGUAAAUCUCAUGGGUAUUGAAAUGCCCAGAGAUGACGUCAAGAAUAUUUUCUUUCUCGGAUACCCGGUUACUGGGGAAGAGUACGGAAUCGAAGAAGAAUCAUGGCCAGCUGCACCUGAAGAUUUUGAACUCGGAAAAAGAGCUUUUGUACUAUUGGAAAGACUGUUAGAGAAUGGGCUGAUUAAGAAUCAUCCGGUGAAGAUAACGCAUGGUGGCUUGAAUGGGAUUUUAGAAGGAAUGAGAGAGAUGCAAGAGGGAAAGGUAAGCGGAGAGAAGUUGGUUUAUAGAGUCGGGGAAUCUUGA
Molecule: messenger RNA, 1077 nt
Organism: Botrytis deweyae
Lineage: Eukaryota; Fungi; Ascomycota; Leotiomycetes; Helotiales; Sclerotiniaceae
Exons: 4
Coding region: 1-1077 (358 amino acids)
Molecular function (GO): oxidoreductase activity, acting on NAD(P)H
Source: RefSeq, a predicted model, not a curated record